AUGUCCAGUAAACUUCAUGCAAAAGCCAAAUGUGAUAAAUCACUGUCGUCGGAAUCGAAUCUGCCGUGGACCGGCUUGAUUGAGCUUUCUGCUUCAUUGCCGACACUCGAGUAUUAUUUGGCCGCACGACCGGCCUUGGUUCUUAAUCCUAUGGGCUUCUAUAUACUUAUUCGAGUAGGCGGAUCGCGCAAGUCGUCUCAGGCAUGUGAUGAUGACACAAACAAUGGCAGUAGGAAUCCUUCAGGAGCAUCUGUGUCAGGCUCUGGCACAUCAGAUCCGGGGGCAGCAGGAAUUGAUCAUCAAAAGGAAGAUUCGGAAACUAUCAGACCCUCUGUUAGAAGUGAGCCGUCACCCAUAGACAAAUCUGUUUGUCCUUCACCACAAACCAGUUUUCGUCGCCACACUUUCGCAGCUAACUUCUUGCAUCCGGGCGCGUAUUUGCAUGUUCGCCGCACCAGACCCAGAAAUUCUAACAUAGCAGGGGAGUCCGUCAUUGAGAAGUCACCAAAGCGGUCCAAAUCAGUCGGUGAUUCGAGCAACAUCCCCAGCACUCACAACGCGGAUUCUUGGGCAGACUACCCAUGUAUCGUUCGUUUUUGCAUCAACAUGUGCAUACAGGGUUGGAUCGCGUUGCUCAACUUGCUGAUGGCUGUCAGAGCGAUCAUUGUACGGAUGGGAUUCAUAUGUUUCGCAUGUGUGGCCAUUGUGACUGUCGUCAGAGUGAAGAAUGAUGGACGUUUUUGGUUGCUUUGUAUAACCAUCAUUCCAUUACUACUGGAGUUGAUUCUUGCUAUCAAGACACACUUGGAAAAAAGCACAAAUGGUAUGGCCAUUUCCAAA
Molecule: messenger RNA, 840 nt
Organism: Opisthorchis viverrini
Lineage: Eukaryota; Metazoa; Platyhelminthes; Trematoda; Opisthorchiida; Opisthorchiidae
Exons: 3
Source: RefSeq, a predicted model, not a curated record